Molecule: messenger RNA, 1161 nt
Organism: Phaeoacremonium minimum UCRPA7
Lineage: Eukaryota; Fungi; Ascomycota; Sordariomycetes; Togniniales; Togniniaceae
Product: putative isocitrate dehydrogenase subunit 1 protein
Exons: 2
Coding region: 1-1161 (386 amino acids)
Biological process (GO): tricarboxylic acid cycle; isocitrate metabolic process
Cellular component (GO): mitochondrion
Molecular function (GO): magnesium ion binding; NAD binding; isocitrate dehydrogenase (NAD+) activity
Source: RefSeq, a predicted model, not a curated record
AUGCUGUCUCGAAAUUCUUCAAGAGCGGCCCAGCGCUUGCUGCGGGCAGCCUCCUCACACCAGCAGCCGCUCUCCUUCCAGGUUGCCCGGUCCUUCGCCACGGUCCAGUCAGACAUCUUCAAGCCCGCCAAGUAUGGCGGCAAGUACACAGUCACCCUGAUCCCCGGUGAUGGUAUCGGUGCCGAGGUCGCCGACUCCGUCAAGACCAUCUUCAAGGCCGACAACGUGCCCAUUGAGUGGGAGCAGAUUGAGGUUUCGGGUCUGGACGAGGGCAAGCCCACCGGCCGCACUGAGGAUCUGUUCAAGGAGUCAGUCGCCUCUCUGCGCCGCAACAAGCUCGGUCUGAAGGGUAUCCUGCACACGCCCAUCUCCCGAUCCGGCCACCAGUCCUUCAACGUCGCCAUGCGCCAGGAGCUCGACAUCUACGCCUCUAUCGUUCUGAUCAAGAACAUUCCCGGCUACGAGACCCGCCACAACAACGUCGACUUGUGCAUCAUCCGUGAGAACACAGAGGGCGAGUACUCCGGCCUCGAGCACCAGUCCGUCCCCGGCGUCGUCGAGUCGCUCAAGAUCAUCACCCGCGCCAAGUCCGAGCGCAUCGCCAAGUUCGCCUUCAGCUUCGCUCUCGCCAACAACCGCAAGAAGGUCACCUGCAUCCACAAGGCCAACAUCAUGAAGCUGGCCGACGGUCUGUUCCGCAACACCUUCCACGCCACCGCCGCCGAGUACCCCACCCUCGAGGCCAACGACAUGAUUGUCGACAACGCCAGCAUGCAGUGCGUCAGCCGGCCGCAGCAGUUUGAUGUCAUGGUCAUGCCCAACCUGUACGGCGGCAUCCUGUCCAACAUCGGCGCCGCGCUAGUCGGCGGCCCGGGCAUCGUCCCCGGCUGCAACAUGGGCCGCGACGUGGCCGUCUUCGAGCCCGGCUGCCGCCACGUCGGCCUCGACAUCAAGGGCAAGGACCAGGCCAACCCCACCGCCCUCAUCCUCAGCGGCUCCAUGCUGCUGCGCCACCUCGGCCUCGACGACCACGCCAACCGCAUCUCCAAGGCCGUCUACUCCGUCAUCGCCGAUGGCAAGGUCCGCACCCGCGACAUGGGCGGCGACUCCACCACCAACCAGUUCACCAAGGCAAUCCUCGACAAGAUGGAGACUCUAUAA